Messenger RNA from Corythoichthys intestinalis (scribbled pipefish), 3654 nucleotides. RefSeq names its product sorting nexin 9b (gene snx9b). NCBI's taxonomy places the organism in Eukaryota, Metazoa, Chordata, Actinopteri, Syngnathiformes, Syngnathidae. The record is from RefSeq and is a predicted model, not a curated record. Gene Ontology annotation, cellular component: cytoplasmic vesicle; plasma membrane. Gene Ontology annotation, molecular function: phosphatidylinositol binding; protein binding. The transcript has 18 exons. Gene Ontology annotation, biological process: mitotic cytokinesis; cleavage furrow formation; endocytosis. Bases 270 to 2033 code for a protein of 587 amino acids.
CGGGUGUGGGUCACUCCCUCCCCGCUUACCAGCUUACACACACACAGCUCUGGGCGGCCCUAAACCAACACCGAUCGCAUCUGCGACUUCACCCAAACCGACUUUAGCUUUCGUAAAAGUGUUUUAUUGACGGUUGCUUCGAAGAACCGCCGUGUUUACCUCCCGAAUACGAAACGCUGCGGAAGGAAAUGUCCAGCUGAAUAUUGGAAAAGCCUCCAAACCAAGCGCCGGGGCCUGCUUUUUUGUAAUGAUUAAUAAAUGCUUCGACUAUGGCACUGAAGGCACAGGUUUUAUACGACUUCACUGCGGAGCCUGGAAACAAUGAGCUGACAGUGAAGGAAGGCGAGACCGUCACUGUCACCAAUCAGCACAUCGGCGGCGGAUGGAUUGAAGCGCAGAACUCCAGAGGGGUUGUUGGACUAGUGCCCGAAGACUACAUAGAGCUCAACAAGUCUCUCCCUCCAUCAUUCCCCACGGCUGCACCCACGGCACCGCCCGCCAACGUCGGAAACAUCGCAAAUUCGGAUCUGUCCUUCUUCGACUCCUUCGCUCCUGCAGCGACGCACCAAAAUCAGGCUAACAGCAAUGGCAACGAUCCCUGGUCAACGUGGAACGCGGACCCCUCGGCAGGUACAUCCAACAACUGGCCGUCCAAUCCGGAGGGCACCCAGACCGGCAAGGCGCAGGGGGACGCCUGGGGCGGCGCCUCACACGGCCACCCUCAGGCCUAUCAAGGUCCAGGAGCGGAGGAUGACGAAUGGGAUGACGAGUGGGACGACAAGUCCACCGGCGGUUACGGCGAGGCCGAAGCCGGGGAUGGCAGUGCCAUGCAGAGAGGCGGCGCUCACGCGUCGAUGAAAAUCAAGUUUCCUGGGUUCUCCAAGUCUGGUCCUGAGUUGUACCUCCUAUGCAAGCAGAUUGCAAAGGGCAAGGACAAGCUACCAAUCUAUAUGGGGGAGGUUGGUCCGGUGUGGCUUUACCCUGAAUCGCAGCUGGACUGUGUGGUCGCCGAUCCCAAGAAAGGCUCGAAAAUGUACGGCCUGAAGAGCUACAUCGAGUACCAAAUCACACCAAACACCACAAACCGACCGGUGAAUCACCGAUACAAGCACUUUGAUUGGCUGUACGAGAGGCUGCUGGACAAAUUCGGCUCAGCCAUUCCAAUCCCGUCUUUACCGGACAAGCAGGUAACAGGUCGUUUUGAAGAAGAGUUUAUCAAAAUGCGAAUGGAGCGGUUGCAGGGCUGGAUGAGCAGGAUGUGCCGACACCCGGUUGUCGCCAACAGCGAAGUAUUUCAGCUGUUCCUCACGUACAAAGACGAGAAGGACUGGAAAAUGGGAAAGAGAAAAGCGGAAAAAGACGAAACGGUGGGAGUGAUGAUCUUCACCACGAUAGAACCUGAAGCUCCAGAUUUGGAUCCGAUUGAAGUGGAGCAGAAAUGCGAGCAGUUCAGUCGGUUUACCAAAGCAAUGGACGACGGAGUGAAAGAAAUCCUCACGGUCGGCCACGAGCACUGGAAACGAUGCACGGGCCCGUUACCAAAAGAAUACCAGCGAAUCGGUAAAGCCUUCCAGAACCUCUCAUCAGUGUUUACCAGCAGUGGAUACCAAGGUGAGGCAACACUGACCGAUGCCAUGACGGCCGCAGGGAAGACCUACGAGGAGAUAGCUCAGUUGGUGGCAGAACAGCCCAAAAAGGACCUGCACUUCCUCAUGGAGACCAACAACGAGUACAAAGGUUUACUCGGAUGUUUCCCAGACACGAUUGGUGUCCAUAAGGCCGCCAUCGAUAAAGUGAAGGAAGGCGACAAGUUGGUGGCCACCAGUAAAAUCACCCCUCAGGAAAAGGUCACCAUGGCCAAACGAGUCAGCACCAUGUCUUACUCGUUACAAGCGGAGAUGAACCACUUCCAUAGCAACCGUAUCUACGACUACAACAGGGUCAUGCAGCUCUACCUGGAAGAGCAAGUCAAGUUUUACGAGACGAUUGCGGCAAAGCUGAGACAAGCUCACAGUCAGUUCACCACAAUGUAAAGACAACGUCGGAUGAUGGCACGCAAUUCUUGUUCCUCUUUUUUUUUUUUUUAACAUCUGCGGGCUGGUGACGGGAACUAAACACGCAAAACCGCAGUUUACGUAACUGAUCAAUUUAAGAAGUCACUUUCAGCUCGCGGAUAGUCAGAAUUCAGUCACGGUAGCAAACAAAUCUGUGCCUUCCCUUAUGAAUGUGUGUACUGUACAGGAAUUGUGCGUGUAUCCGCCUUACUUCCUGUUCAGAUGACAGGAAGCUCCACCCUUCCUGUCCUCUACCCACGUGCCUUGCUCAGUUUAAAAAAAAGAGCUUCAAUCCAAUUCCAUUUCUGCAUUUGAUGACGUUUACAUUUCAAGACUUUUACUCAUUGGCUUCCAUUGACGUCUAUACCCGUCAAUGGCAGCCAAUGAGCUUAAAAACAAAUGAAUUCCCACUGCCUUUGAUGUGAUUCUGCUGUUUUUAUAUGAAGGCGCACCAGCUUUAGAACACAUAAUUUUUUGCUUUUCGCUUGCAAUCAAUCAAAAUUUUUUUGUUCGUUUCACCUUGUUUUACUAUCUUGUGAUACACAAUUAUAGUAUAUGUAUAAAUCCAUAUUUAAUAAGCACGCUGACCGGCGUCGGGUGCAUGUGUACAAUGUAAGUAAGGCCGUUAAGACAGAUUUUCGACUAUGUUGAAGGUGGCUCUUAUUUGUACAUGUGUGCCUAACGAAGUGGCUGGUGAGUGUACAGUACAUAUAAAUAAAUAUUACACUAUUCUAUUAGAUGUUUGGGUUUUUUUCGGAUUACAAAUAGAAGGCUCGGUGGUUUUUAUACGCGAAGAAUCCUCAUUUUGUUCUCGGCGUUCACGCACAGUGAGGUCCUUAUCCGCGGCAAGUAGAUUGUUGCCUCCCGCGAAUGAGAAUGAGCGAGCAAAGGGUCAAAGAGGGGGUUUGUGCAGUCGUUUUAUAAGUCAGGAUGAGGGCUGAAAGAAGCCUUUUAGCCCUGCGGGAGGCUCCCGCUGCCAUCAGGUGCAGCUGGAAAGAAAUAUACAUACGGUAACUACGCAGAGGUGGGUAGAGUAGCCAAAAAUGUUACUCAAGUAAGAGUUGCCUUACUGCUAAAUAAUAUUACAUAACUAAAAGCAGUCCAUAGACUUCAUAAUAUAAUGAUGUGACACAUUCAUGAUUCACUGCAUCACACCUUCCCGAAAUGCGCCGUCCCACCCUCCUUCAUUUAUAGACCUUACUCCCCAACGUCACAGAAUGACGUGUCGCUGUAUCCGGCCGCCAUAUUGUCCGUCUCUGUUUAGCCCUAUUCUCAAUGGUUUCAAUUAGUCGUUCAGUUUAUAGAGCAAUUCAUGGAAGCCCCGGUGCUUUCAGACGCUGUAAACUCAUUGGAUGCGUUGCAUAAAAGGCGUUAUGUGGAAAAGCUUCAGUCUAUCCAUUCGCCAGAUCCAUAUUUGAUGCCUAAAUCGAUAUUUUUCGACCCGCUGUCUUCGCCCCCUCUGCCUGACAUCUGCUACUCUGAUAUCUACAACUAUCUUGUCCACACAAAAUCAGCCUAUUCUCACGAAAGUUUGAAAAACUUUAAGAGCAGCACUUUAAGCAACAUUACCCGGUGUGAUUUCUAAAAUGGCGACAAUAAA